CAGAGCAGGGGCUGGCCCGGGUUUUAAUUUUGGCGGGUUCCGCGAUAGACUGGGACUUGUUGCUGGCGCCGGCCAAGAUUCUACAGUACUCAUCCUCCUGACCAUCUAAUCCUCCUUCAGUUCCUGGUCACAAUCGUUCUCUUGAUAGCAUGGAUGUGGAGGAAGAUGAUUUGUCUUUGCUGAUGGCUCUGCUGGAGGAGAAUGAGUCAGCCUUGGCUUGUGAUUCUGAAGAAACCAACUACUCGCCCCAGGAAGAUGGUAAACCUGACACCUUUGAUGAACUCUUUGAUGCUGAUGGCGAUGAUGAAUCGUAUACAGAAGAGGCUGAUGAUGAAGUGGGAAAGACAGAAGACCAGAAAGAAAAUUUGGCCACUCUCUUUGGGGACAUGGGGGACUUAACAGAUGAGGAAGAAGUUCCUACAUUGCAAUCAACUGAAAACAAGGUCCUCCUGGCUCCUGCACCUAGUCAAGAGAAAACCAAUCAGGAGUUACAAGAUGAAUUAAAGAAGUUGCAAGAACAGAUGAAGUCCUUACAGGAACAGCUAAAAGCAGCAUCACUUAAACAGCCUGCAAAUCCAGUCCUUCUGCCUAAAUCCCCUGAAAGUAAGCCUCCACGACCCCCUCUUAAGGAGAAGAAAGUUCAGAGAAUUCAGGAAUCAACAUGCUUUUCUGCAGAACUUGAUGUUCCUGCCCUACCAAGAACCAAGCGGGUAGCUCGGACACCAAAGACUUCUCCUACAGGUAACUUUCUAAAGGCCAAGAGCUCAUUUUCAAGGAUGACAUGUGCACCCUCCCAACCACUCCAAAAUGUUCCUGGGAACAAAACCAGUGGGAUGACUAGAGUCCAGAGCUUGGGGACACCAGAGAAUUCUGGGGCACCAACUCAGCAAGUCUCUGUGGAAACCUUCUCUGGCUUGCGACUCAGGCGACCUCGAGUAUCCUCCACAGAAAUGAACAAGAAAAUGACUGGCCGGAAAUUGAUCAGACUGUCUCAGAUAAAGGAAAAGAUGGCAAGUGAGAAACUGGAAGAAAUGGACUGGGUAACAUUUGGGGUUAUAGUGAAGAAAGUCACUCCACAGAGUACUAACAAUGGGAAAACAUUUAGCAUCUGGCGACUGAAUGAUCUUCGUGACCUGACACGAUAUGUGUCAUUAUUCUUGUUUGGAGAAGUUCACAAAGGACUCUGGAAAACGGAGCAAGGCACUGUCAUAGGAUUACUAAAUGCUAACCCCAUGAAGCCCAAGGAUGGUUCAGAGGAGGUAUGCUUAUCUAUUGAUCAUCCUCAGAAGGUCUUAAUUAUGGGUGAAGCUCUUGACUUGGGAACAUGUAAAGCCAAGAAGAAGAAUGGAGAGCCUUGUACACAGACUGUUAAUUUGAAUGACUGUGAGUACUGUCAGUAUCACAUCCAGGCUCAGUACAAGAAGCUCAGUGCAAAGCGAGCUGAUUUGCAAUCCACCUUCUCCGGAGGUCGUAUUCCAAAGAAAUUUGCGCGCAAAGGUGCCAGCCUAAAAGAGCGACUGUGUCAAGAUGGCUUUUACUACGGAGGAGUUUCUUCUGCAUCCUAUGCAGCUUCCAUUGCUGCGGUUGUUGCUCCUAAGAAGAAGAUUCAAACCACUCUAAGUAAUCUGGUUGUGAAGGGCGCAGACUUGAUCGUUCAGGAAACUCAGCAAAAACUCGGAAUACCCCAGAAGGCCUUGUCUUGCUCUGAGGAGUUCAGGGAACUGAUGGACCUGCCAACCUUUGGAGCCAGAAACUUAAAACAACACUUAGCCAAAGCCAAGGCUUCAGGGAUCAUGGGAAGCCCAAAACCCGCCAUCCAGUCCAUCUCGGCAUCAGCCCUUCUGAAGCAACAGAAGCAGCAAAUGUUAGAGAUGAGGAAGAGGAAAUCAGAAGAAAUCCAGAAACGAUUUCUUCAAAACUCCAAUGAAGUCCAGAGCCCAGCUGUUCCACGCUCACCUCAUCUUCCCACUGUUCAGUCUCCACGAACAGGGGCCAAGUUCCCAGGGCUGGAAGGCACAUCAGCUGCACAGGUGCCUAAACUUGGCCGAGGCAUCUCAGAAGGGGAAGAUGUUCUCUUUUUUGAUGAGUCACCACCUCCGAGACCAAAACUGAGUGCACUUGCAGAAGCUAAAAAGUUAGCUGCUAUCUCCAAAUUAAGGGCAAAAGGCCGAAUUCUUACAAAAACGGAUCCAAACAACAUUACAAGGAAACAAAAGGACCCCCAGAAUGUCCUGGAAGUGAAGAAUCGUGUAGAAAAGAACAAUGCAUUUUCUCCUCAAGCUGAGGAUGAAUUGGAGCCUGCCAGGAAGAAAAGGCGAGAGCAGCUCACUUACCUGGAAUCUGAGGAAUUUCAGAAAAUUCUAAAAGCAAAAUCAAAGCACACAGACAUCCAGAAGGAGCUGGAGGCUGAGCUGCAGGAAUGCUACUUUGAGCCACUGGUGAAAAAAGAACAAAUGGAAGAGAAGAUGAGAAGCAUCCGAGAAGUGAAGUGUCGAGUAGUGACCUGUAAGACGUGCGCCUACACCCACUUCAAACCUUUGGAGACCUGUGUCAGCGAGCAGCAUGACUACCACUGGCAUGACGGUGUCAAGAGGUUUUUCAAGUGUCCCUGUGGAAACAGAAGCAUCUCCCUUGACAGACUCCCAAAGAAGCACUGCAGUAAUUGUGGCCUCUACAAAUGGGAACGAGAUGGUAUGCUAAAGGAAAAGACUGGUCCAAAGAUAGGAGGAGAAACCCUGUUGCCAAGAGGAGAAGAACAUGCCAAAUUUCUAAAUAGCCUUAAAUGACCAUAAUUUCAGGCAUUUUUCCACAACCUGUCUUGCUUUUUGUGGCUCUAGAAAAGCAAGGGACUGGCUCUGUAUUGCCCAUGCUUCUGAUUGACCCCAUUAGAAACAAAUGCUUAUUAAUAAGCCCAUCAACUUUCCUUAGUUACUUUCCUCCAUUGUGUUAAUUUGACACCAAAUUUAAAUUUGACUUAAAAAUGGAAAAUCAAGAUAUCAUGGUCUCUCCUGUUCUCACUUCAGAUGACUGCAUUACUGCAUUUGCAUAAAUUUUUGGAUUUACUCCUUGGUUACAGUAAAUCUUGGAGGACUUUCCUUUGAGUUGAUUUAGAGUAUUCAUGAAUGAGCAAGG
This is a messenger RNA of Sciurus carolinensis (gray squirrel), 3132 nucleotides long. It is a transcript of the gene Mcm10, whose product is annotated as minichromosome maintenance 10 replication initiation factor. Gene Ontology annotation, molecular function: single-stranded DNA binding; DNA replication origin binding. NCBI's taxonomy places the organism in Eukaryota, Metazoa, Chordata, Mammalia, Rodentia, Sciuridae. Gene Ontology annotation, cellular component: nucleus; replication fork protection complex. The coding region runs from base 150 to 2786 and encodes 878 amino acids. The record is from RefSeq and is a predicted model, not a curated record. Gene Ontology annotation, biological process: DNA replication; DNA replication initiation. The transcript has 20 exons.